CUGGUUCCCGCUGGAGGGAGGACGCGCAGGGGCGGGACCGGUCUUCCCGCCCCGCACCCGACCCCAGGCGCGCCGGGAUAAAACCCGGCCAGUGCUGCGCGGGGAACUCGGGUCCCUGCAGCCUCCCAAGCACGGAGAGGCGGGGUCGCUCCGACCCCCUGCUCGCGCCCCCGCCGCUUGGGCCCGGCUCAGGGAGCCGGGCGCCUGGCGCGCGGGCACGCGACGGCUCGAGUGCCCAGGCGGUACCUUCAGCGGAGCAAUGAAGAGAGCUCGGGAGAACCAACCGGAGCCGGCCGAGCUGUUUCCUGAGCUCGGGGUUGCUGCUGCCACUGCUAUUGCUUGAAACUCUCCAAAGUUGCGAGCCAGCGAGAGGCUGCCGCCCGCCGGGAGCAAAAGGGAAAGGAACUCUUAAGAUGCCAGAGUGACAGACAUAGACAGACGGACGCAGAGAUCUGCAGAAGACACCACUGUGGGCGGCCUAUUCCCGGUGCCCCUGAGGCUACCCAGCUCUGUUGACUGGUGGGAGGCUGAGCUGGUGGCAAAGGCGCCCAGAAGAGACUUAGAGGCGACCAUAAUGUCUUUACGUUUACGCGCACUGCCCACCCUGCCUAGAGUUGUCAGACCGGGCUGCAGGGAACUGCUGUGUUUGUUGGUGAUCACGGUGACUGUGAGUCGUGGCACCUCCGGGGUGUGCCCCACCGCUUGUAUCUGUGCCACUGACAUCGUGAGCUGCACCAACAAAAACCUGUCCAAGGUGCCUGGGAACCUUUUCAGGCUGAUUAAGAGGCUGGAUCUGAGUUAUAACAGAAUCGGGCUUCUGGAUUCUGAGUGGCUGCCGGUUUCCUUUGUAAAGUUGAACACCCUCAUUAUUCGUCAUAACAACAUCACGAGCAUUUCCACGGACAGUUUCUCCACAACUCCAAAUCUGAAGUGUCUUGACUUAUCAUCCAACAAGCUAAAGACCGUGAAGAGUGCCGUGUUCCAGGAGUUGAAGGUUCUGGAAGUGCUCCUGCUUUACAACAAUCACAUUUCCUAUCUUGAUCCUUCAGCAUUUGGAGGGCUCCCCCACUUGCAAAAACUCUACUUAAGUGGAAACUUCCUCACGCAGUUUCCUAUGGACUUGUACCUUGGAAGGUUCAAGCUGUCAGAACUGAUGUUUCUAGAUGUUUCUUAUAACCGGAUCUCCUCCUUGCCAAUGCAUCAUAUAAAUUUAGUGCCAGGAAAGCAGCUGAGAGGCAUCUACCUUCAUGGGAACCCAUUUGUCUGUGACUGUUCUCUUUACUCAUUGCUGAUCUUUUGGUAUCGUAGGCGCUUUAGCUCAGUGAUGGAUUUUAAGAAUGAUUAUACCUGUCGCCUGUGGUCUGACACCAGGCACUUCCAUCAGGUGCUUCUGCUCCAGGAUAGCUUUCUGAAUUGCUCUGACAGUAUCGUCAAUGGUUCCUUCCGUGCACUUGGCUUUAUUCACGAGGCUCAAGUGGGGGAAAGGCUAAUUGUUCACUGUGACAGCAAGACUGGGAACUCCAAUACCGAUUUCCUGUGGGUCGGUCCGGAUAACAGAGUGCUGGAGCCCGAGAAAGAGAUGAAAAACUUUCACGUGUUUCCCAAUGGGAGUCUGGUUAUAGAGAGUCCUCGGUUUGAGGACGCCGGCGUGUAUUCCUGUAUUGCCAUGAAUCGGCAGCGGCUGUUAAAUGAAACUGUGGACGUCACCAUCAACGUGAGCAACUUCACCAUGAACAGAUCCCAUGCCCACGAGGCGUUUAACACAGCUUUCACCACCCUGGCAGCCUGCGUGGCCAGCAUUGUUUUAGUACUUCUGUACCUCUAUCUGACACCGUGCCCGUGCAAGUGUAAACCCAAGAGACAAAAACAUAUGCUAAACCAAAGCAGUGUCCAGGCGUCUAUUCUCGCGCCCGGCCCCGACAGCGAUGCCCCGGCUGAUGAACGGAAGGCAAGUGCUGGUAAAAGAGUGGUGUUUUUGGAACCCCUGAAGGAUACUGCAGCAGGGCAGAAUGGGAAAGUCAGGCUCUUUCCCAGUGAAACGGUUAUAGCGGAGGGCAUCUUAAAGUCCUCCAGGGUGAAAUCUGACUCAGAUUCUGUCAACUCAGUGUUUUCAGACACACCCUUUGUGGCGUCCACUUAAUUUUGUGCCUGUAUUUGUAUGCUGCAGUGAUUGACUCUCUUCAUAUUCAACUUUUGUGUGUGGUCUGCAAAACAGAUAUACAGCAGGGCAGAAACAGGUGGUUCUGUAUUUUUGAAAUACAGUCAGAUGGAUUUUAAGAAUGAAAUCACUGGUUAACAGGAAAUGUGGUAAAGCACUUAGAUUCGUGCCAGAGAAAGACAGGGUUGUUUUUCAGAGUUCAAGUUCUAGGUAGUAUCUUAGUCCUUAGCACCCAUGAUAAUUUCAAAGCCGGCCUGGAGGUGACAUGACUGACGUUGUCUUUUCACUCAGGCGUGUUGAAAGAAAAAAAUAAAUUUCUCAUAUUAGGAUUCUUGAAAAAGAGACUAUACUAACUUACUGGGACCAAAGUUGACAAGUAUUGUGUCCUAUUUCAUUUUUCAAAGAUGAAGGGGGAAGAACCAAGCAGCAGUUAUCUUUAAAGCACAAAGUAAAGUUAGAUUGGGGAAGAAUCCAGUUCGUGUCAUCAUUGCAGACCGUGUAAACGGACUACCCUGAUCAAAUUUCCUGAGCAAUGCCCUGUCCCAUAUGGUGUUAGGUAAAUAGUACGAUAAAGGUACUUUUGACUGUCUUCUUUCCGUUCUGUACAUUUCCUAUCCUUGUACAAAAGAUCUUAGUGAAAGUUUAAAGCCAUCCUUAUUUGUUGCCACAAAUUAUGUAGAUGUCACUACCAAAAUGUCUGAGUGCCUUCUCAGACCUUUGUUCUAGCAGACUUAAUAUGCGUUUAUAUGCUUGUGUGUGUGUAAAUCCUAAAUUAUAUCAACUAUUAAAGCGAUCCUACUGUACUGUGCUUUGGACAUUUGAAUUACUGUAAAUACAUGUGUUUGGAGACUU
Molecule: messenger RNA, 3010 nt
Organism: Phacochoerus africanus (Common warthog)
Lineage: Eukaryota; Metazoa; Chordata; Mammalia; Artiodactyla; Suidae
Gene: AMIGO2
Product: adhesion molecule with Ig like domain 2
Exons: 2
Coding region: 575-2140 (521 amino acids)
Biological process (GO): brain development
Molecular function (GO): protein binding
Source: RefSeq, a predicted model, not a curated record